Messenger RNA from Acanthopagrus latus (yellowfin seabream), 1563 nucleotides. Its product is annotated as butyrophilin subfamily 3 member A2-like. Lineage: Eukaryota; Metazoa; Chordata; Actinopteri; Spariformes; Sparidae. The record is from RefSeq and is a predicted model, not a curated record. Bases 49 to 1404 code for a protein of 451 amino acids. The transcript has 6 exons.
UCGUAGUCUGAGGGGAGAACCGACUCAGAGAUACAACAGAAUUCCACGAUGUUUUGCCUGAAUCGUGGACUGUUCAGUUCCAUCAGAGGUUCUGUGUUCCAGUACAUGGUGGUCCUCCUUCUGACAGGCUGUUUUAGAGGCCAGGCUCAGAGGGUUCCACCAUCUCUGAGAAUGGUGACAUUAGUUGGUGAAGACGUGAUGCUGCCGUGCCUCCUGGAACCUCCCCUGGAUGCUGUUUCAAAGACCCUGGAGUGGGCGAGACCUGACCUGGAGCCCAGAUUUGUCCAUGUGUGGUAUGAAGGUCGAGACCUCCUGGUGAACCAAAACCCGUCUUACAGAGGAAGAACAUCAGUGUCCAUCGACAAACUGAAGCAGGGAGACCUUUCACUGCUUCUGUCUGCAGUGAAACUCUCUGAUCAUGGACUCUACAGAUGCUACUUUCCCCAAAAAAGUAAAGAAUCCACUGUUGAGCUCAUUGUUGGUUCUGUCUCCACACCUGUCAUAUCAACGACUAAAUACAACGGCAGUUUUAUAGAUUUACAGUGUAACUCUACAGGCUGGUAUCCAGAACCUGAGGUGUUCUGGCUGGACGGUGAGGGAAACCUCCUCUCUGCUGGACCUACAGAGACAGUCAGAGGUCCUGAUGACCUCUAUACUGUCAGCAGCAGAGUGACUGUGGAGAAGAGACACAGCAACAGCUUCACCUGUAGAGUCCAACAGAACCACAUCAACCAGAUCAGAGAGGCAAAUAUUCAGAUUUCAGCUGACAGCCUCGAAGCCACAUCUUGUUCUGCUCAUGUUGCUGUUCUAGUGGUUUUUGUGCUCCUUGUUAUUCUUGCAGCAGCCUGUGUUGUCUGGAAAUGGAGACAAAACCAAACCAAAGAGACAAAGAUGCACAGAGAGGAUCAAACUGAAAAGACAGAAAGAAAUCAGCUCAUGGGAGACAGAGAGAACAUGGAUAGGUUGCAGGAGAGACUGGUAAGACUUGAAGAGGAGUUAAAGAAGAAAGAUGAGAGGUUGAAGAGGAAUGAGGAGCAGUUGAAGAAGAAAGAUGAGAGGUUGAAGAGGAAUGAGGACUUUGAGCAGGAGGUUCAUAAUAAACUGACUGAACAAAGUGAGGAACUGCAACAGCAGAGAGACAAACUGAAGCAACAGCAGGAGGUCAUGGAGACAAACAUUAACAAUAUGGAGAAAGAGAUCCAGUCAGUGGAGAAGAUGGCAGAAGGUGAACGAUUUUACAAAAUGAAAGAAAUCACAUUAACUGCCAAAACUCAGCUGAACAAGAGAAGACAAGAAGAUGAAAAUCUUCAGCUACAAACAGAGACAAUAACGAAGAAAAAUCAUGAAAUGUUAAAUAUGAUCACAGACGGGAAGAAGGAGGAACCACAAGAAGAAAGUCAGUGAGCAGCUGCAGCAGAUUCAGAGGAAACACAUUAUUAGAUCGUCGCUGAUGUCUCAAUAUUUUAUGGUGCUGAUAAAGAUUUGUUUAUUUCAGUAAUCAGACAAACAGUAAAAUUAUGGUAAUGAAAAUAAUGUAAUUAUCGUCAAUAAGAAAGAUCAAAA